AUGGCGCUGGACCUGGAGCCUGUGACCCACUUCCCCUUGCUGGCCCUCCAGGGCAGUGCCACGCCUGAGCUGCCAGGUGGCCCCAACGUGGCCCCCAACAGCUCCUGGUCCAGCCCCCCAGAGCCCGGGUCCCCGCAGGACCUGGUGACUGCAGGAGCGAUCGGGGCUGUGCUGUCGGCGGUGGGCGUGGUGGGCGUGGCAGGCAAUGUGUACACGCUGGUGGUCAUGUGCCGCUUCCUGCGUGCCUCCGCCCCCUUGUACGUCUAUGUGGUCAACCUGGCACUGGCCGACCUGCUGUACCUGCUCAGCAUCCCCUUCAUCGUGGCCACCUACGUCACCAGGAACUGGCAUUUUGGAGACGUGGGCUGCCGUGUCCUCUUCAGCCUGGACUUCCUGACCAUGCACGCCAGCAUCUUCACACUGACCAUCAUGAGCAGCGAGCGCUACGCCGCGGUGCGGAGGCCUCUGGACACGGUGCGGCGCGCCAAGGGUUACCGCAAGCUGCUGGCCCUGGGCACCUGGCUUCUGGCACUGCUGCUGACGCUGCCCAUGACGCUGGGCAUCCGGCUGGUCCGCAGGGGCUCCAAGAGCCUCUGCCUGCCAGCCUGGGGCCCCCGCGCCCACCGCGCCUACCUGACGCUACUCUUUGGAACCAGCAUCAUGGGGCCCGGCCUGAUCAUAGGGCUGCUGUACGUGGGCCUGGCCCGGGCCUACUGGCGGUCACAGAGGGCCUCCUUCCCGCGGACGGGGCGGCUGCCGAGCCCCAGGGUGCUCUGGCUCAUUCUCGGCAUUGUCCUGCUCUUCUGGGCCUGCUUCCUGCCCUUCUGGCUGUGGCAGCUGCUUGCCCACUUCCAGGAGGUGCUGCCGCUCAGCCCUCGGGCCGCACGCCUGGCCAACUACCUGACCACCUGCCUCACCUAUGGUAACAGCUGCAUCAACCCCUUCCUCUACACCCUGCUCACCAGGAACUACCGGGAGCACCUGCGGGCCCGCCGCGGCCGCGGCCCCCCCCGCCGGCCCUGCCUCCCGCCGGCUUCGGGCUGUGCACCGCGCCCCAGGAGCCAGCGGGCCACAGAGGCCCUCAUGCUGUCCCCCGCGGCCCCGGGGCCCGUGUCCGAGAGUCCCCAUGUGCCUCUGGGGCAGGGGUGA
This is a messenger RNA of Dipodomys spectabilis (banner-tailed kangaroo rat), 1149 nucleotides long. RefSeq names its product urotensin 2 receptor (gene Uts2r). Gene Ontology annotation, molecular function: urotensin II receptor activity. The record is from RefSeq and is a predicted model, not a curated record. Gene Ontology annotation, cellular component: membrane. Gene Ontology annotation, biological process: regulation of blood pressure; blood vessel diameter maintenance; neuropeptide signaling pathway. Lineage: Eukaryota; Metazoa; Chordata; Mammalia; Rodentia; Heteromyidae. Bases 1 to 1149 code for a protein of 382 amino acids. The transcript has a single exon.